Messenger RNA from Scylla paramamosain (green mud crab), 874 nucleotides. RefSeq lists its product as uncharacterized. The transcript has 3 exons. The coding region runs from base 55 to 639 and encodes 194 amino acids. NCBI's taxonomy places the organism in Eukaryota, Metazoa, Arthropoda, Malacostraca, Decapoda, Portunidae. The record is from RefSeq and is a predicted model, not a curated record.
CUGCGGGGGGCGCUAUCAUACUUUCUUGGACUCGCUCAAGACACACAGCUCGAGAUGAUGUCCUCCGGUGUGAGCGUGGCGGCGGCGGCGGUAGUGGCGGCCCUGCUGGUGUCGGUGGAGGCCGAGCCGGGGUUGUUCAAGGGCCGGGGAAGGUGCCACCCUAAGAUCGUGCCUUUCUACAACACUGUUUACGAUAAAGUUCCGAUCCACCACACCGUGUACGACGACAACUUGAUCUACAGCACCGUGUACCACACCGUGUACAAGACGCACUACAUGACGCACCACACCACGCAGUACGUGCCACAGUACGUCACCAAGGACGUGCACAAGGAUGAGGUCCACUACGUGCCCAAGUACAAGACGGAGCACAAGACGGAGUACGUGCCGCAGUACGUCACCACCACGCAGCUCGUGCCUUCCUACGUCACCACCACGGACUACAAGACGCAGCACCACACGGACACCAAGCUGGAGACCGUGUACAGCAACGUGGUGGUGCCCAAGUACGUGACCACCAAUGAAGUGCAGUACAAGACCCACUACGAGACUGUGUUCGUGCCGCAGUACGUCACCGUCACCAACACCAAGCAGGAGUACCAGACGGUGUGCCCCAAGAACUCCUACGACUACUACUGACGGAGGAGCUGACGGAGGCGGUGACGGAGGCGAUGACGGAGGUGCUGACGAAGCUGCAGCAGGGAAGGAGGGCCACCUAGCUAACCCUGCUGCGAUGACAAACCACCAAGCACGUCGCUCACUCCUCCAGCUGUUGUCUUCACCCUGUGUCUUUACCUUUUAUUGUUAUAUGUUUCGCUGUUGAUAGGCGCUUGUUUGUCCUGGAGUCAUGGUAAUAUAAAUGUUACGUCUUUUA